AUGAAAAAUGAAAUUGGCACUGGUAGCAGUGAUCCGACUGUCCAAGCUAGAGCUUCUUUUGCAAAAUAUUAUACCCAACAGACAUAUGGGGAAGUACUCAAAUGGUGUAACUGGUCUUCUUUUAUCUUAUAUUUAGCUGGGCCAUGGGUGUGUAUUUUAGGGGCAGUAGCAAGUAGCAUGACUUUUCAAAGCUCUAUAUUUGGAAGUAAAUAG
Messenger RNA from Dentiscutata heterogama, 213 nucleotides. Lineage: Eukaryota; Fungi; Glomeromycota; Glomeromycetes; Diversisporales; Gigasporaceae. The record is from the annotation of a GenBank genome assembly.